AUGCACGCCGUUUCUAAGUUGGUGGCGGCCGGGGGCGCUCUGGCGUUCUGGCUGCAACCGGCAGCGGCUCAGGCGCAAUGUGCCAAUAUCUCCUCGACCGAGACGUAUGACUACAUUGUCGUGGGAUCCGGCGCAGGCGGCAUCCCCAUCGCGGACCGCUUGAGCGAAGCCGGCCACAAGGUGCUCCUGAUCGAAAAGGGGCCGCCGUCCACCGGGCGAUGGGGCGGAAUCAUGAAACCGGACUGGUUGGCUGAUACCAGCCUGACUCGCUUCGAUGUACCUGGCUUGUGUAAUCAAAUCUGGGCCGAUCCGACUGGCGCGAUAUGUACCGACGUCGAUCAGAUGGCGGGUUGCAUGCUCGGCGGCGGAACCGCGGUCAACGCAGGGUUGUGGUGGAAGCCGCACCCUGACGAUUGGGACGUCAACUUUCCCGAAGGUUGGCACAGCGAAGAUGUAGCGGCCGCUACGGAGCGGGUUUUCUCCCGGAUCCCCGGCACCAUCGCGCCUUCGAUGGACGGCAAGCGAUACUUGUCGCAGGGCUUCGACAUGUUGGGCAACAGCCUCGAGACGGCGGGCUGGGAAUAUCUGAUUCCAAACGAUCAUCCGGAUAAGAAGAACCGCACCUUCGGACACAGCACCUUCAUGUACUCCGGCGGCGAAAGAGGCGGACCCUUGACUACCUAUCUUGUGUCGGCAUUUGAGCGCAAGACCUUCACUCUGUGGAUGAACACAACCGUGAGACGGGUGAUUCGGGAAGGCGGACAUGCUACCGGUGUCGAGGUGCAGUGUAGCGGAGCUGGCCAUGCUGGCACAGUCGCCCUCACCCCCGGCACGGGUCGGGUCAUCAUUGCCGCGGGAGCGUUUGGCUCGGCAAAGCUGCUAUUCAGGAGCGGUAUUGGGCCGACGGACCAGUUGAACGUUGUCAAGAACUCGACAAUUGACGGCCCGACCAUGAUUGAUUCGGAGCAGUGGAUCAAUUUGCCGGUCGGCCAUAACCUGAACGACCAUGUCGGGACGGAUAUUGAGAUUGCUCACCCGGACGUGGUUUUCUACGACUACUAUGGUGCUUGGGACGACCCCAUUAUUAGCGAUACCGAGACUUACCUGGCCAACAGAACUGGUCCGCUGGCCCAAGCUGCCCCUAAUAUUGGACCGAUCUUCUGGGAAAUUAUCACAGGAAGCGAUGGGAUCCCUCGUCACCUCCAAUGGCAGGCCCGUGUCGAAGGCAAACUCAAUAGCACUCUGUCCCGAGGCCGGAUGACCAUCACAAGGCAGUUGAACACCAUCGUCUCUACGCCUCCCUACCUCCGUGACGAACAUGACAGGGAAGCAGUCAUCCAGGGGAUCACCAACCUUCGAGAGUCGCUGAAGGGAGUGGCAAAUUUGACGUGGAUUACCCCUCCCUCGAACGUCACGGUCGAGGAUUUUGUAGACUCGAUACCGGCUACUCCUGCCCGCCGCUGCUCGAACCACUGGAUUGGAAACCCAUCGGCUGCCAUUGUUAUUGCGGCGGAGCAUGCGGCGGACAAGAUUCUGGCGUUACCGGCACCGAAGGCCGCGGAAUCUUCGUAG
Chaetomium globosum CBS 148.51 is the source of this 1572-nucleotide messenger RNA. RefSeq lists its product as uncharacterized. The record is from RefSeq and is a predicted model, not a curated record. Gene Ontology annotation, molecular function: flavin adenine dinucleotide binding; oxidoreductase activity, acting on CH-OH group of donors. The transcript is spliced from 9 exons. Bases 1 to 1572 code for a protein of 523 amino acids. NCBI's taxonomy places the organism in Eukaryota, Fungi, Ascomycota, Sordariomycetes, Sordariales, Chaetomiaceae.